AUGUUUGGCUCAGUACUAGCUCCACCACCCAUCGAUAAUGUCACAGACCUUAAAGAACCUAACUGGUCUAAAGAACAACCUCCCUCGUACACACCAUCCGGGUCUUACCUCACUGGACCAGACAAGUUCGUUGAUCUCCAUCUCGAUGACCUCAAAGACACAAACUAUGAUGUUUGCAACGAAGCAGCAAGAGCCUCUAGUAGAUGGGCCGACGGAUGCGCAUCAGAAGUGACUGUCUCACCACCCAGCCAAGCAUACUUUGCCGACGUAGGAAGUCAAAAAUCUGUCACGAGGGUAGUUUCUCAAUGGUCCCAAGAACAAACUCUCCCUGUUUAUGAGCCGUACCAGAUUGAACAAACUAUGAUAGCAGAAGCCAACCCCCAAUCCAACAAUGAAGCAACACAUUCCUCAACCUGGUGGUCCGCUCGCUGGUCCACAACAUGGGCCCAAGCAUUCGGAGACACAAUCGCACCACCCAACCCCGUUCACUUUCCCUCUGCAAAACCCCCUAACCUCAACCAAACCACCAGUCUCACCGGCCGAAACCCGCACAAAGGAUUCCACAAGACCAAAAUCUUACUCGCCAAAAAACUCAUGAGUCGGAUCACUUCAAUUCACGGAAGCAAACACACUUCCACAACUUCCUACGAGGAGCUCACCCCAGACCGUCGGAACCCAUACGACAACGCAGCAAAAUCCUUCAUCGACUGCGCCAAAACUUUACUUCUACAGUCUGAAGGACCGAAUCAACGAGUAGAUGAUUGGAUGAUCAUGGGAUUUAUUGAUGAGAAAUAUACGGUUCCAGAGGAUGGAGAGAAGAGACCGUAUUUGUUUGGAGAGUGGGAGUAUUUGUGGGCGGUUGAAGAGGAUGAGGUUGCGACGAGCAGGAAUUCAAUGGUUGGAAAAGAUCCGAGAGCUGGGAAAUCUUGGAGAGAUGGCUGUACGUGGUUUCCGCAGUGUCGUGCACCGACAGCGGAGGAUUGGAGGUGGUGGUGGGGAGAAUGGAAGAAAGUGCCGAGGGCGAUUCGGGAGUGGAAAUCUAGGGAGGAAGUUUGGCCGUGGCAGCGGGGACUCUAG
Botrytis porri is the source of this 1077-nucleotide messenger RNA. RefSeq lists its product as uncharacterized. The transcript has 2 exons. NCBI's taxonomy places the organism in Eukaryota, Fungi, Ascomycota, Leotiomycetes, Helotiales, Sclerotiniaceae. Bases 1 to 1077 code for a protein of 358 amino acids. The record is from RefSeq and is a predicted model, not a curated record.